Molecule: messenger RNA, 4092 nt
Organism: Salvelinus namaycush (lake trout)
Lineage: Eukaryota; Metazoa; Chordata; Actinopteri; Salmoniformes; Salmonidae
Product: mucin-2-like
Exons: 8
Coding region: 1-4092 (1363 amino acids)
Source: RefSeq, a predicted model, not a curated record
AUGACUCAAUUCUCCUACGACAACUGUAGCUACUACGACAACAACUGUAGAUCCUAUGACAAUAACUGUAGCUCCUACGACAACCAAUGCAGCUCUUCCUACAACUGUAGGUCCUACGACCACUACACCAGCUGCACCUACUACAACAACCACAACCUCAGCACCUUCUACGACAGCCACUGCAGCUCCGACUACAACAACUGUAGCUCCAAUGACCACGACAACUUCAGCACCUACUUCGACAACCACUGCAGCAUCUACUACAACAACUGUUGCUCCUACGACAACCACAAUCGCAGCUCCUACUACAACUUUAGAUACUGCAACCACUACAACAGAUCACCUACUACGACAACUACAACCGAAGCUGCUACGACAACCACAACUUCAGCGCCUACUACGACUACUACAACAUCUACUACGACAACUACAACACCUACUACGACAACCACAACACCUACUACGACAACCACAACUGUAGCUCCUACGACAACCACAACUUCAGCUCCAACGACAACAACUGUAGCUCCUACGACAACCACAACUUCAGCUCCAACGACAACAACUGUAGCUCCUACGACCACCACAACUGCAGCACCUACAACAACAACUGUAGAUCCUACGACCACAACUACACCACCUACUUCAACAACCGCUGCAGCAUCUGCUAAAAUAACUACAACUGACGCUCCUACAACAACAUCUGUAGGUGCUAUAACCACUACAACUGCAGCACCCACUUCAACAACUACAACUGAAGCUCCUACGACAACCACAACUUCAGCGCCUACUACAACACCUACUACGACAACUACAACACUUACUACGACAACCACAACUGUAGCUUCUACGACAACCACAACUGCUGCUCCAACAACAACAACUGUAGCUCCUACGACCACUACAACUACAGCACCUACUUCAACAACCACUGCAGCUCUUACAACCACGACACCAGCAGCAGCUACUUCGACAACUACACAUGCAGUUCCUACAACAACUGAAGCACCUACGAUAACCACAACACCUACUACGACCAUAACAACAACAGCAGCACCUAUAACAACUGUAGCUUCUACGACGACAACUAAAAAUCCUACCACUACAACUGCACUCCUACGACAACCAAAACUGCAGCUCCAACUACAACAACUCCCCUACUACGACAACUACAACCGAAGCUGCUACGACAACCACAACUUCAGCGCCUACUACGACAACUACAACACCUACAACACUUACUACGAAAACCACAACACCUACUACGACAACCACAACUGUAGCUCCUACGACAACCGCAACUGCUGCUCCAACGACAACAACUCAGCACCUAUAACAACUGUAGCUUCUACGACGACAACUCUCUAUCCUACUACCACUACAACUGCAGCAACUACUACGACAUCCACAACACCUACAACGACAUCCACAACUGUAACUCCUACGACAACCACAGCUGUAGCUCCUACGACCACCACAACUGCAGCACCUACAACGACAACUGUAGCUCCUACGACCACAACUACACCAGCUACUUCAACAACCGCUGCAGCAUCUGCUAAAAUAACUACAACUGUUGCUCCUACGACAACAUCUGUAGCUCCUACGACCACCACAACUGCAGCACCUACAACUACAACUGUUGCUCCUACGACAACAUAUGUAGCUCCUACGACCACUACAACUGCAGCACCUACUUCAACAACCACUGCAGCUCUUACAACCACGACACCAGCAGCAGCUACUACGACAACUACAACUGCAGUUCCUACAACAACAACAACUGAAGCUCCUACGAUAACCACAACACCUACUACGACUAUUACAACAGCAGCACCUAUAACAACUGUUGCUUCUACGACAACAACGAUAUAUCCUACUACCACUACAACUGCAGCAACUACUUUGACAAUCACUACAGCUCCAACUACAACAUCUGUAGCUCCUACGACCACUACAACUGCAGAACCUACUUCAACAACCACUGCAGCUCCUACUUCAACAACCACUGCAGCUCCUACUUCAACAACCACUACAGCUCCUUCUUCAACAACCAUUGCAGCUCCUACUUCAACAACCACUGCAGCUCUUACUGCAACAACCACUGCAGUUCCUACUUCAACAACCACUGCAGCUCCUACUUCAACAACCAUUGCAGCUCCUACUUCAACAACCACUGCAGCUCCUACUUCAACAACCACUGCAGCUCCUACUUCAACAACCACUGCAGCUCAUACAACCACUACAACAGCAACAACCACAACACCUACUACGACAACCACAACUAUAGCUCCUACAACAACCACAACUGCUGCUCCAACGACAACAACUGUAGCUCCUACGACAACCACAACUGCUGCUCCAACGACAACAACUGUAGCUCCUACGAUCACUACAACCGCAGCACCUACUUCAACAACCACUGCAGCUCUUACAACCACGACACCAGCAGCAUCUACUUCGACAACUACACAUGCAGUUCCUACAACAACUGAAGGACCUACGAUAACCACAACACCUACUACGACCAUUACAACAGCAGCACCUAUAACAACUGUAGCUUCUACGACGACAACUCUCUAUCCUACUACCACUACAACUGCAGCACCUACAACUACAACUGUUGCUCCUACGACAACAUCUGUAGCUCCUACGACCACUACAACUGCAGCACCUACUUCAACAACCACUGCAGCUCUUACAACCACUACACCAGCAGCACCUACUACGACAACUACAACUGAAGCUCCUCUGAUAACCACAACACCUACUACGACUAUUACAACAGCAGCACCUAUAACAACUGUUGCUUCUACGACAACAACGAUAUAUCCUACUACCACGACAACUGCAGCAACUACUUUGACAAUCACUACAGCUCCAACUACAACAUCUGUAGCUCCUACGACCACUACAACUGCAGAACAUACUUCAACAACCACUGCAGCUCCCACUUCAACAACCACUGCAGCUCCUACUUCAACAACCAUUGCAGCUCCUACUUCAACAACCACUGCAGCUCCUACUUCAACAACCACUGCAGCUCCUACUUCAACAACCAUUGCAGCUCCUACUUCAACAACCAUUGCAGCUCCUACGACCACUACAACUGCAGCUCCAACUACAACAACUGUAGCUCCUACGACCACCACAACUGCAGCACCUACAACGACAACUGUAGCUCCUACGACCACAACUACACCAGCUACUUCGACAACCGCUGCAGCAUCUGCUAAAAUAACUACAACUGUUGCUCCUACGACAACAUCUGUAGCUCCUACGACCACUACAACUGCAGCACCUACUUCAACAACCACUGCAGCUCUUACAACCACUACACCAGCAGCACCUACUUCGACAUCUACAAAUGCAGUUCCUACAACAACGACAACUGACACUCCUACGAUAACUACAACACCUACUACGACUAUUACAACAGCAGCACAUAUAACAACUGUAGCUUCUACGACAACAACGAUAUAUCCUGCUACCACGACAACUGCAGCAACUACUUUGACAAUCACUACAGCUCCAACUACAACAUCUGUAGCUCCUACGACCAUUACAACUGCAGAACCUACUUCAACAACCACUGCAGUUCCUACAACCACUACAACAGAAGCACCAACUACGACCACUACAAAUGCAGAUCCUACGACAACCACAACUGAUACUCCUACUACAACUUUAGAUACUACGACCACUACAACAGCAGCACCUACAACGACAACUGUAGCUCCUACGACAACCACAACAGCAGCACCUACAAAAACAACUGUAGCUUCUACGGCAACAAAUUUAUCCCCAACCACUACAACCUCCUAUGACCACUACAACUGCAACACCUACUUCAACAACCACUGCAGCACCUGUUACGACAAUUACAACCGAAGCUCCUACAACAACUACAACUGCAGCACCUACUACGGCAACUACAUCUGCAGCACCUACUAUGACAACUACAUCUGCAGCACUUACUACAACAAUUACAACUGCAGCUCCAACUACAACAACUGUAGCUCCUACGACCACCACAACUACACCACCUACUUCGACAAUCAAUGCAGCACCUGCUAUAAUAACUACAACUGA